Messenger RNA from Sphaeroforma arctica JP610, 258 nucleotides. RefSeq lists its product as hypothetical. The record is from RefSeq and is a predicted model, not a curated record. Lineage: Eukaryota; Ichthyosporea; Ichthyophonida. The annotation marks the transcript as partial. The transcript has 2 exons.
AGGCUGCGGCAGUGUUGCGAUCAUCCGUUGUUAGUAUUAAGUGCUCCCUCGAAGGACCUGGCCACCAUGAAUGACUUCAACAAGUUUGCCAAACAGUUCUCCAAGGGCACCACUCAGUCCGUUGAGUUUGUUAAGAAGACCAUGGAUGCGCUCAAGAACGAUGCUGCCCCACCCGAGUGCCCCAUUUGUCUUGAUCCAGCAGAGGACGCUGUACUUCCCCCAUGUGGCCAUGCUGCUUGCCGUGACUGUCUCAUGGAG